Molecule: messenger RNA, 6042 nt
Organism: Panthera uncia (snow leopard)
Lineage: Eukaryota; Metazoa; Chordata; Mammalia; Carnivora; Felidae
Gene: C1GALT1
Product: core 1 synthase, glycoprotein-N-acetylgalactosamine 3-beta-galactosyltransferase 1
Exons: 4
Coding region: 254-1357 (367 amino acids)
Cellular component (GO): membrane
Molecular function (GO): N-acetylgalactosaminide beta-1,3-galactosyltransferase activity
Source: RefSeq, a predicted model, not a curated record
UCGGCGGGCCGCGGCCUGGACGCGCUGCGGGGAGGGGCGGAGCGAGCGGGCGGGAGCGCGAGCUGGGUCCGCCUCGGCCGCCGCCGCCGCCGCCGCCGCCGCCGCCGCCGCCAGGGAAUAAUCUGGGCGGCAGCGGGCGGCCCCCGCUAGCGGCCACGAGCCACUUCUGCCGGUGCCGGGAGGAGCUAAGGUUGCCGGUCUCCUGUCGUCCCCCUCUCCGCCCCCCAGGAGGGGCGAGAGGGAGCCGCGGCUGAUGUCAGAAAUAAACUUUCGGGAAAUGGCCUCUAAAUCUUGGCUGAAUUUUUUAACCUUCCUUUGUGGAUCUGCAAUUGGAUUUGUUUUAUGUUCUCAGUUAUUUAGUAUUUUACUGGGAGAACAGGGUGAUACCCAGCCUAAUAUUCUUCAUAAUGAUCCUCAUGCUAGGCAUUCAGAUGAUAAUGGACAGAAUCAUCUAGAAGGACAGAUGAACUUCAAUGCAGAUUCUAGCCAACAUAAAGAUGAGAACACAGACAUCGCUGAAAACCUCUAUCAGAAGGUUAAAAUUCUUUGCUGGGUUAUGACAGGUCCUCAAAAUCUAGAGAAAAAGGCCAAACACGUCAAAGCUACAUGGGCCCAGCGUUGUAAUAAAGUGUUGUUUAUGAGUUCAGAAGAAAAUAAAGACUUCCCUGCUGUGGGACUAAAAACCAGAGAAGGCAGAGAUCAACUAUACUGGAAAACAAUCAAAGCUUUUCAGUAUGUUCAUGAUCAUUAUUUAGAAGAUGCUGAUUGGUUUAUGAAAGCAGAUGAUGAUACAUAUGUUAUACUAGAUAAUUUGAGAUGGCUUCUCUCAAAAUACAACCCUGAAGAACCCAUUUACUUUGGCAGAAGAUUUAAGCCCUAUGUAAAGCAGGGCUACAUGAGUGGAGGAGCAGGAUAUGUACUGAGCAAAGAAGCCUUGAAAAGAUUUGUUGAUGCAUUUAAAACAGACAAAUGUACACAUAGUUCCUCCAUUGAAGACUUAGCACUGGGGAGAUGCAUGGAAAUUAUAAAUGUAGAAGCGGGAGAUUCCAGAGAUACCACUGGAAAAGAAACUUUUCAUCCCUUUGUACCAGAACACCACUUAAUCAAGGGGUAUCUACCUAGAACCUUUUGGUACUGGAAUUACAACUAUUAUCCUCCUGUAGAGGGUCCUGGUUGCUGUUCUGAUCUUGCAGUUUCUUUUCACUAUGUUGAUCCUACAACUAUGUAUGAGUUAGAAUACCUCGUUUAUCAUCUUCGUCCGUAUGGUUAUUUAUAUAGAUAUCAACCUGCCUUACCUGAGAAUAUACUAAAAGAAAGAAGUCGAGCAUACAAAAAUGAAGAUCCAAAAGUAAAAUGAGAACUCUUGAAAGAGAAACAUAAAUGAAGAGGUAAACUGUCUAGCAUUGCACUGAAGAACUUCUGCAUUUCUGAUACAGAACACUGGAGUCCCAGUGAGGAAUUCUUUUGAAGUGAACAUUCCAUAUUAGAAAUCUUUCAUACAAAUGACUGUAAACUGAAGCUUUAAGUGAGCUGUGAAAUCUGUUAAAAUGUGUUUUGAUACAGUAAUAUAUAUAUAUAUGAAAAACUUGUGUUUUUAAAAUGGUGGCCAGGCAGAAGGACUAGAAACAAGAUUUUUGUUGUCUGUUCUUGACCACAUGUAUUAUUUUCACUGAGAAACUAGAACGUUUAAAUUUUCUAAAACUAUACUGCACAUAUUAGUAAAACACACACAUGAUGCUAAAGGUCUGCCUUAAAGAAAAGUUUAGAAGGAAAUAUUGUUGCUUAAUGUUAUUUAUAAACUCAAGACAUGAGUUUAUAUUUGCAGCAUGAUAUAAAUGAACCAACCCCCCCCAACACACACACACACACACACACACACACACACACACACACGCAGUUUUUGUCUAAUGAAAAAUUUCCUGUGAUUAUAAUUGGCAGUAUUUCUUCCAGACGAGGUAGAGUAAGAAUGGCACUUGUCCUAAAGUGCAUUAAUAAAACCACAUUUUGAAAUUAUAUGGGCCUUGACUGUAUUAUAUACUUGGUUCUAAUUAGUAGUUUAUGUUUUACUGAGUCCCUGUUGUCUCUUUUCUAAAUAUGUUUAUUCUUGAAUACAAUUUUAAUUAUUAAUAUUUAUUUACUCAAAGCAUUAAUAGCAUUCUAUAAAUAUGCAUUUUAAAAUAUUUUGUUCCCAAAUUUACCCAUUGCUAAUCAUGGGUAACUAAUAAAUAGUAAAUUUAAUGCUAUUUGGGGAUGCUUUUCUUAGAUCAGUGCCACUCUCAGGAAUUACUAAGUGACAUUUUUAAUUGAUUAUUUAAAACUCAUUCCAGCUACGUAAUUAUAGUUCCUUUCAUUAUCAUCCUGUUGAGAGAUGAAAAUUUGUUUGUGCCUUUCAUAACUUGUUUAAAGCAGAGUUUAGACAUUCAUUUUUAGGCUCUGAGGUGGCUAUUGGUUACACUGGCAAAAUAAUUUGAAUGUAAUAUUUUGACCAGAGUUAAUUAAAAACAUUAGAAAAACAGAGUGCUUAAACAAACUGAAAUAUGUCAGAUACUAAAAGACCAAAUACUUAAUUCAUGAAUAACAGCCUGAAUUUUGAUGCAGACUUAAUAUUUUGGGAUUUUUUUUUUAAUUUGUUUUUUUUGCCAAUGGAUAAUUCUAACAGCAGAAUACACAUUUAAUACUGUCUUCAAAAAUACAUUCAUAAAUAUUUCAUUCUAACUUUAGUGACUCUAUUUAAAGAAUUUCUGGAAGGAAAGAAAAGUAUAUCAUAACAGAAUAUUUUGCAGACUAUAAGAUUAUCUUAAAUGUUGCAAAUUUCACAUGGCUGUCAUGCCAUUGACUCUGCUACUUAGCUAAAGAGUUUAUAUUUAUUGUGCCAAAACAUGUCAAAAUCAUCUCUUUGGAUGGUAUUUUGAGAGGAUGUUCAUCUUAGUAGCAAUUAGUGGUUAUUAUGGAUUACUCUGUCCACAGAGUGAAAAUUCACACCAGUUUUUACUUUAAAUUGUUUUUUGUGGUUUUCACGGCAAUAUCAUCUGCCAAAAUUUCAAAUCAUUCAUUCUGUUGUCUAAACAACUCUUCACGUUGGUAUGGAUAUGAAUUUAUUUGCAGUCCAUAUAUGUUACUUUCUAAAAACCUUAACAUUUACUCAUGGGAAAUUAACAUUGUGAUGAAUCCUGGGGUCUAGUCAGACGCCUGGGUUUAAAUUCCUGCUCUAUCACUUCCUAGUUUUGUAACAUUAAAUAAUUUACUUCAUUUCUCUGUGCCUCAAUUUCCUCAUCCAUAAAUUAGGGACAGUAAUACUACCUACCUCACAGGAUUUUUAUGAGGAUUAAAUGAGUGAAUAUAUGUACAACUUUUAGAACGCUUGUCUGGCCCAGACUAUGGAGCAAUAAGUAUAAGGUUUUAUUAUUAUUCUGUUACCUUAGAGUGUAAAUAUUUGUUCUAAAUGAAUGAAAAAUCUGCUUUAAUCAAAUAUAUUGAAAUAUUUCAUACAUUUCUUGUAACAAGUAAUAGCUAGUUUGUAUCUAAUGCCUAUUGUAUGCCAUAUAGUAUGCUUAGAUAUUCUGUGUAUAUUAGUGUUAAUCUUCACAAAUUGGUUGUUCUUCCUGUAUUAUAGAUGAGAAAACUGAGGCUCAGAAAAUUAAAGUAACUUUUCCACUGUCACUAAGCUAGCAAGUAACAGAGCUAGGACUUAUGCUCAAAGCCUGUGUGUUCAUCAUGCCAUAUCAGCCUUGAGGUUAGUCAUUUAACAUUAUUUCCAUUUUUACUUAUUAACAUGAGUGAUCUGAUCCAUCAGCCAGUAAUAGUCAGAUUAACCAGCCCAGUUGUCAGAGUGGCUUUCAAAUUGUGGUCUUACACUCUUCUUGCCUGGGAGCUUGUUAAAAUGCAGAUUUCCAAACCCCAAUCCCAGAAAUUCUGAUUCUAGCAUGGGGCCCAUUAAUAUGCAUUAUUGCCAUAUUCUCUUGGUCACUGGUUCUCAAAGUGUUGGCCCUAGGUAGCAGUAUUUGCAUCAUCUGGGAACUUGGAAAUUCAGCCCCUCUGGGCCCACCCCAGACCUAAAUCAGAAACUCCAGAGGUGGAGGCUAGCAGCUGUGUAAAGCCCUCCAAAUGAGUUUUAUUCAUGCUAGUUUGGGAACCAAGACCUCGAUAAUUCUGAUGCAAAUAAUGAUUGGAAUGCGCUGCAGAUUUAUUGCCCCAGAAGUAGGGUAUCUUUCAAAGAUUUAGAUAAAGCAUGUUUUAAGUUGGUGUGGUCCCAGAUCACACCAUAUAAAACGUAAGAGACUUUAAAGAUAAUUUAAAGGGUCCGUGGAUCAUUCAUUUUGACAAAAUUCUUUAGCUUCUUCAGAUUGACCAAUAUCAGGGCCCACAAGAAAAUAUGUAAUUCUCCAAGUUUAGUAAUUUCACAAUGGGGGCAGGAAGAGUUUAAUAAGUACUAGUAAAUACAUACUAGUUCAUUAAAUAAGCAUAUCUGAGUGUCCUCACUUGUUAGUAAAAAUUUUUUUCCAAUUGUUAGUAAAGCUUUUAAAUGGAAGUAGCAAAAUGCUAUUUUAUAAUAUGCAGAAUGUUUUUUCUGCUAAUUCAUACUAUCAAAAUUUCAUCACUUUUAAGAAUCCAUUUGACUGUCCUAUAUGACCUAAUACAGCAAAAAUUCUCCCAAGUAUUUGACAGAGCACAUAAAACCAGAUUUCAUGAUGAUGACUUACUAUCUUUUAAAUUAAGAUCAUUUGGAUAAAUGGUUGUAGUGUGGUCUCAAAACAUAAGGCUUUUGCUAUCUUUAUGUUUUCCAACAACAGUAUACUUAUAUUUUCAAGUGGGAAGUUCAUAGAUGAUACAAAGCAGAUUUGUUUUCAAAUAUUUUAAAUUUCAGAAAGAGGAAUUUUUGUUACUGUAAGAAAAUUCAAAAUAAAUGGCCAGUUUUUAGUAUUUUUUGAAAUACAGUAAUUGCAUUUGAGCAUUAAAUUUGUUAACUGGUUAUUUUCGUAAUUGUCUCUUGAGAUUAAUUUUUCACUUCCGGGAACCUAUCAAACUAUUUAUAUUACCAGAUUGAGGCUUGAAAAACAAAAUGCUUCACUUUAUUGAUUAGAUCAAAUCUAUCCUUUUAUUCUUCCUUUAAAUUUUUAGCUCAUUAUACUAUUCUGUCUUUGACGAUUUCUUCUUUGUAUUUGUUGCUCUUUAUUUCCUUUAUAACUAAUUUCCAUUUUCUAACUACUCUUAAUGCUGCCUUUGCAAGGUUAAUUUGGCUGUAAUUAGUGAUUAGAAUUUGUAUCACUUAUUAAUAACUUUAUACCUGUUAACUUCAGAUUUCCCUAUGAGAUUGGAAGUUAAAAAAAUCCAAGAAUAAUGCCUACUGGCUCUCAGGAUAUUUGCCCUACUUAAAGUCUACAGUUCGACAUUCUAGAUACACAAUUAUUAAAUAAAGUUAUGUGGAUUCCAUUCCCUCUACUCCCUUUUCUCAAAAACAAACCAAAAAACUCUGAUUUAUUGUAGGCCUGACAGAAACAUUCUUAAGAAAUCUGGGGGAUAACCUGUGGUUUAUUUUAUGCUAAAUGUAACCUCUCUUGAUUUAAAAAUAUGACUUAUGUUUAUACAUUGGAGUUGAGAUAGAAAUUUUAACACAGGUUAGAGUAAGAAAUUUUACAAAUUGUCUCUAGAAAAACCAGUUCUAAAACUAGUUUCAGAGGUAAAUAGUGCUCUAUUUCACCUCCAUUUACCUCUGUAGUUUUUAGUUUUUAUCAAUUCAUUUUAAAUAACUUUGCAGGGCCCUACAAAUUAAUAAUCCAUAUAAAGUAUAUGUUAGAGGGAAACUAAUCUAACUGCUAAGCAGUGUGUUAUAUUACACAGUGAAUAUUUGUGUUUUGGAAUUUAAAAAUUACGUAAGGUGAUAGUGUCAUGAAUGGCUUAAAAACGUGUGGUGACUUGCUUAUUUUAAGUGAUCCACUAACAAGUCAGAAAAAUGUAUUUUUAAAUAUGUUUUUUAAAGUGCCUUUUGAACAUUUUUAAACAAUGGAUUUAAACAACCACAUAAAAUAAAUUACCAUGUUUAAA